AUGAUAAAUGCUGGAAUAGUGCUUUAUAUCUUAUCUCAUAUAAGCUUAUCACCUGAUAUUGUGGAUGAUGGUGAAGUUACUGCAUUGCAAAUCGCAGCUGCAUGUGGAUUCACGACUAUGAUGGAAAUUCUUAUAUCAUUUGCAGCGAAUAUCGAAAUUCCUGUGGCUCCACACCAUUCAUGCCGUAAUGGAAAACUGGCAGCUGUUGAAUUUUUGCUGGAAAAUGAAGCGAUUAUUUAA
Messenger RNA from Dracunculus medinensis (Guinea worm), 240 nucleotides. NCBI's taxonomy places the organism in Eukaryota, Metazoa, Nematoda, Chromadorea, Rhabditida, Dracunculidae. The record is from the annotation of a GenBank genome assembly.